Molecule: messenger RNA, 1398 nt
Organism: Halichondria panicea
Lineage: Eukaryota; Metazoa; Porifera; Demospongiae; Suberitida; Halichondriidae
Product: replication termination factor 2-like
Exons: 6
Coding region: 69-1199 (376 amino acids)
Biological process (GO): mitotic DNA replication termination; site-specific DNA replication termination at RTS1 barrier
Cellular component (GO): nucleus
Source: RefSeq, a predicted model, not a curated record
AACAGACAAGGUUUUGUGUCUACUGGUUCUUCGAUCUGCCAGAAAGCUUCAGAGAGGGUGAUACUGACAUGGGAUGUGAUGGAGGAACCAUACCAAGGCGAGAUGAGAUGGUCAAGUUGAAGAAAAAGGCUGAAAAGGCUGACAAAGAUGCUGAGCUGGCCGCCAGGUGGAAGCACUGUGCCCUCACUUCAGAGGAUCUAAAACGUCCAGUGGUCUCUUGUGAACUGGGAAGGCUGUAUAAUAAGGAGGCCCUCUUGCUUGCCCUGCUGGACAAACCAGCCCUACCCGACCUAGCCAAACACAUACGUAGCCUCAAGGAUGUAGUGGAGCUCAAAUUCACCAUCACCCCUGGCUACAAGGCUACAGCUGCUGAUGACGGCUACAAUGACACGCAGUCAUCAGAGUAUGUGUGUCCUGUGACAGGCCUGGAGAUGAGUGGCCGAUACAGGUUUGCCUACCUCCGUGGGUGUGGGUGUGUGUUCUCUGAGAAGGCAUUGAAGGAAGUACCAUCUGAGUUAUGCCAUAAGUGUGGUUCCCCAUUCACACCAUUUGACAUUGUGAUCAUGAAUGGAACUGAGGAGGACAUUAAGAGACAGACGGAAAAGAUGCUCGAGAAAAGACAGCUGGCAAAGCAGACCAAGGCUGCAAAGAAGAAGCGUAUGGCCGAUACUGUCCAGUGUGACUCCUCCACCUCCACCUCCACUUCCACGUCCACGUCCACGUCCACCUCUACUGAGUUAAGUGUUGCAUCCAGUUGUGAAAGUAGCGACACUAAGCUGCUACCAUCCACCACGGAGGCUACUACUUGUGAACCAAGCUCAGCUAUCACCCAGCCUAUCAAUACUGAUAUGUCCUUGGAGGAGAACAGAGACAGCCCACCACUUGCAAAGAAGCUGAAAAUUGAAAGCCAAAUUAAAGAACCUUCGACAAAAUCUGGUGCUCCUAGUAGUAAGAAAGUUUCGGUGGCACAGAGGCAGUCAAAGUUUCGUUCAAGUAGCCAAGCAUCUGGAAGUAAGCUCCGAUCAGGCUCUUCUGUGGCAGCUGUUACUAAGAGGACGACCAAAGUGGUUGAUUCUACUUUCAGGCCUGCUGCUGAAGACGCGUCCGCUCGUAAAGUGUAUAAGUCGCUUUUCAACUCCUCAGAAAGCUCAAAACCCAAGAGAACUUCAAACUGGAUUACGUACAACCCUUAUUUUUAGCUCACUCUUGUAUGGCAUGUAGUUACUGUGAGUAUUGAGUUACUGUGAGUAUUGAGCAUGUGUUGUACAUUGUACGAUCAACCACACAUUCAUGUUGUGAUCUUUACCUAAUGUAUUUCCUUAGUCUACUAUUUACAUUUUUCUGUUGUGAUCUUUACCUACCGGUAAUGUGUUCCUUGAAGAAUGUUGGGUCCAGGUG